AUGAAGAGUGCAAGUGUGUGGUUAGUUGUGGCUGCCUCCGUGGUCGGUGCAUUGGGAACUGGAGAAACUGUACCGCAACCCGUGGAUAACAAAAAGAACGAGAAGCGGGGACUCUACGGCUUGGGGUAUGGAGGAGGAGGUGCCUUAGGAGGAGGCAGCUUCGCUGGUUACGGAGGCCUCGGUAGCUAUGCCAGUGGAUACGGAGGAGGUGCCGGCAUCGGUGCAUAUGGAGGUGGAGGCGGCUACGGUGGUGGAUACGGAGGAGGUGCCGGCAUCGGUGCAUAUGGAGGUGGAGGCGGCUACGGUGGUGGAUACGGAGGAGGUGCCGGCAUCGGUGCAUAUGGAGGUGGAGGCGGCUACGGUGGUGGAUACGGAGGAGCUGGUCUCGGCAUUGGCGGUGUUGCAGCUGGUGGAGCAGGAGGUGGGGCUGGUGGCGUCGGAGGUGCGUCUGGAGUCAGCGUCGGGACUGCACUGGUGGUCCGGCAGACGGUGCCCUAUCCCGUUCCCUACGCAGUCACACGUGACGUCCACGUGCCCGUAUUUGUGCCGCGGCCUGUGCCCGUCCUAGUGGCCAGAGGAGGAGCUGUUGGUGCAGCUGGUCUAGGAGGAGGCGCUGGGUUCGGUCUAGGAGGAGGCGCUGGGUUCGGUCUAGGAGGCGGCAUCGGAGGUUACGGGGGCGGCAUCGGAGGUUACGGAGGCGGCUACGGUCUCACAGGCGGCUUUGGCGCGGGCAGCUAUGGCAUCGGUGGUGGUGGUGGUGGUUUUGGAGAUAACUAUCCACAUCACGGCUGUAACUACAGCACAGGUGUCACACCAAUCAAUGAAUUAAUCUCAGACCUCCUGUGCACGAAUUGUCUGUGA
Schistocerca americana (American grasshopper) is the source of this 861-nucleotide messenger RNA. RefSeq names its product glycine-rich protein 23-like. The record is from RefSeq and is a predicted model, not a curated record. NCBI's taxonomy places the organism in Eukaryota, Metazoa, Arthropoda, Insecta, Orthoptera, Acrididae. The transcript is spliced from 4 exons. Bases 1 to 861 code for a protein of 286 amino acids.